ACCUGCAAAGCAAAGGACGUAGUGUUGAAAACGAGACCAGAAAUGGUGCUGUUAAAGAGCCUUGAAUUAUCAUCACCUGGACCUGUUGUUACAUCAAGAAUCUCUCAUUUCUAAUGUUCUACUUUGGACACUGUUACCUGUGUGGUGGCUUGCACCUCCAAUGCCAGCAGUUUGGGAGCCUGAGGCGGGCAGAAGGCUUGAGCCCAGGAGCUCGAGACCAGCCUGGGCAAUAUGAAGAGACCCUGUCUCUACAAAAAUACCAAAGUUAGCUAGGCCUGGUGGCCUGCAGUCACAAUCACCCGGAAGGUGGAAGUGGAAAGAUCGCUUGAGCUUGGGAGGUUGAGGCUGCAGUGAGUCCUUGAUCGCACCACUACACUCCAGCCUGGACAACAGAACCAGACCGUGUCUCAAUAAACAAUGAUAGGAAUUUAAAAAAAAACUAUUAUAUUUGGCAAAAAGAAAGUUAAAUAUAGUACUUUUGGUGGACCGUUGGGGAUGAAAGCCUGACUGGUUAAGCACCCUGAGAAUGGAGACAGUGUUUGAAGAGAUGGAUGAAGAAAGCACAGGAGGAGUUUCAUCUUCGAAAGAAGAAAUAGUCCUUGGCCAGAGACUCCAUCUAAGCUUUCCUUUUAGCAUUAUCUUCUCAACUGUUCUCUACUGUGGUGAGGUUGCCUUUGGUUUAUACAUGUUUGAAAUUUAUCGAAAAGCUAAUGACACAUUCUGGAUGUCAUUUACCAUCAGCUUUAUUAUUGUGGGGGCAAUUUUGGAUCAAAUUAUCCUGAUGUUUUUCAACAAAGACUUGAGGAGAAAUAAGGCUGCAUUACUUUUUUGGCACAUUCUUCUUUUAGGACCUAUUGUGAGGUGUUUGCACACCAUUAGAAAUUACCACAAAUGGUUGAAAAAUCUUAAACAGGAGAAGGAAGAGACUCAAGUUAGCAUCACAAAGAGAAACACGAUGCUGGAAAGGGAGAUUGCAUUCUCAAUCCGGGAUAAUUUCAUGCAGCAGAAGGCUUUCAAGUACAUGUCAGUGAUUCAGGCUUUUCUCGGUUCUGUUCCACAAUUAAUUUUGCAGAUGUAUAUCAGUCUCACUAUACGAGAAUGGCCUUUGAAUAGAGCAUUGCUGAUGACAUUUUCCCUGUUAUCAGUUACUUAUGGGGCCAUUCGCUGCAAUAUACUGGCCAUCCAGAUCAGCAAUGAUGAUACUACCAUUAAGCUACCGCCGAUAGAAUUCUUCUGUGUCGUGAUGUGGCGUUUUUUGGAGGUUAUCUCACGUGUAGUGACUCUGGCAUUUUUCAUUGCAUCUCUGAAACUGAAGAGCCUACCCGUUUUGUUAAUCAUAUAUUUUGUAUCAUUGUUGGCACCGUGGCUGGAGUUUUGGAAAAGUGGAGCUCAUCUUCCUGGCAACAAAGAAAAUAAUUCCAAUAUGGUGGGUACAGUACUGAUGCUUUUCUUGAUCACACUGCUAUAUGCUGCCAUCAACUUCUCCUGCUGGUCAGCAGUGAAACUGCAGUUGUCAGAUGACAAAAUAAUUGACGGGAGACAGAGGUGGGGCCAUAGAAUCCUACACUACAGCUUUCAGUUUUUAGAAAAUGUGAUAAUGAUAUUGGUAUUUAGGUUCUUUGGAGGGAAAACUUUGCUGAAUUGUUGUGACUCAUUAAUUGCCGUGCAGCUCAUCAUAAGCUACCUAUUGGCCACUGGCUUUAUGCUCCUCUUCUAUCAGUAUUUGUACCCAUGGCAGUCAGGCAAAGUGUUGCCAGGACGUACUGAAAAUCAGCCAGAAGCACCGUACUAUUAUGUAAACAUCGAGAAAACUGAAAAGAAUAAAAAUAAGCAGCUGAGGAAUUACUGUCACUCCUGCAAUAGGGUUGGAUAUUUUUCAAUCAGAAAAAGUAUGACAUGUUCAUAAAAUAUACAUAUAUACUUUCACAGAACAAUGAGUAAAGAUGCUGAAUGUGACUUGUUAAGAGGCUCUUAAAUUUAAAAAAUAUACACAGCAAAAUCUUGGAAGUGGUUUCUAAUAAAAUUCAUUUAUGUUCUCCUGUGAA
Messenger RNA from Homo sapiens (human), 2045 nucleotides. RefSeq names its product XK related 3 (gene XKR3). Lineage: Eukaryota; Metazoa; Chordata; Mammalia; Primates; Hominidae. The record is from RefSeq and is marked validated. The coding region runs from base 527 to 1906 and encodes 459 amino acids. The transcript is spliced from 6 exons. Gene Ontology annotation, cellular component: plasma membrane; membrane.